GUUUGUGGUGAUUUCUAUAUAAACCUUAAACCAACAAUUCACUACCGCAACACCAACAAAAAAUCCCAUGGCUCACCAAAUUUUCUUCCUUGUUUCUCUGUUGGCACUAGCAACCCUGCAUGGCAUGGAUGCUGUCGAUUACGCUGUUACCAACCAGGCUGCAACAACUGCCGGAGGCAUCAUAUUCAACAACCAGCUCGGAGUUGAAUACACGAGGCAACAAAUGCAAUCGGCCUCGGAAUUCAUCUGGAACCUCUUCCAACAAACUGAUCCGCAGGAUGGAAAGAGGAACAGUAUUUCAACCGUAAGCCUUUUCGUCGUCGAUACCCUGCCACCGCAAAUUCCUGCACGUACAAGCAACGAUAAGAUUCAAGUAAGCGAUAAGCAUAUCGAAGCUUUUAGCGGUGAUAAACUAAAGCCAGAAUUCAAUGGGGUGCUUUACCACGAGAUGACUCACGUAUGGCAGUGGAACGGGAAUGGGCAACAAGACGAAACUCUUGGGAAAUUGAUUGAAGGGAUUGCAGAUUUCGUAAGGCUGAAGGCUGGUUACGUUCCAGCUGGGUGGGCACAGCCAGGACAAGGCGAUAAAUGGUACGACGGCUACUCCGUUACGGCUAGAUUUUUGGAAUAUUGUGAAGGUCUUAGACCAGGGUUUGUAGCAGAGCUUAACAGGAAGAUGAGAGAUGGUUACAGUACUGACUUCUUUUCUCAGCUGCUGGGCAAGACGGUUGACCAGUUGUGGGCUGACUACAAGAACCAGCCAAGGAAUUAGACACCAUAUAUAGCUACAGCUAGCAGCCUAUUAUUAACGU
Messenger RNA from Theobroma cacao (cacao), 812 nucleotides. RefSeq lists its product as uncharacterized. Lineage: Eukaryota; Viridiplantae; Streptophyta; Magnoliopsida; Malvales; Malvaceae. The record is from RefSeq and is a predicted model, not a curated record.